This is a messenger RNA of Dendronephthya gigantea, 496 nucleotides long. RefSeq names its product transmembrane protein 241-like. The coding region runs from base 157 to 480 and encodes 107 amino acids. The transcript is spliced from 8 exons. Lineage: Eukaryota; Metazoa; Cnidaria; Anthozoa; Malacalcyonacea; Nephtheidae. The record is from RefSeq and is a predicted model, not a curated record.
AAGGAGCGAGGGACUUUAGUACAGAAGAAAUGGUCAAAUAAUUUUAUUUUACUAGUUUUUUGUACUUCGUUGCAUACUUUAAUUAACAAGUAUGUGCUGUCUGUAUUGCAGUUUCAAUACCCCACGUUGUUCAUCAGUUGGCAGUGUGGUAUUUGUAUGUUUCUGCUGAUGUCUGCUCAUUCUAUUGGCUACAUUAAACUGUCGAGCAUUGAUAGAGGUGCAAUAAAGCUGUGGCUACCUUGCAUGGUGCUACAUACGGCUGUAAUGUAUUUUGGUUCUGUCUCAUUGUCGAAGCUGGCUGUUCCCAUAUUUAUUGGUCUUCAAAAUUUAACAUAUUUGUUUAUGGAAUUUUGUAAUUUAUGGAGGUCAAAAUUGCUUCCAAGCUUAUCUGUUCAAGUUAGACAAACUCAAUCGCCUAUAAUUGGGUUUCCUUAUAUAUUAUCUGUUCAGGGCUCUAUGCAGUACUCGCUGAAAUCAUAAAAGACACGAAAUUAAG